UCAAACGCGAACGUAUUAUAAAGAGGGGGUGCGUGACUUCGCCCGGUCUUACUUUGCUGCGUAUUCAGUUCCGGCUCCCUCCUCCUCCUCCUGUUGUUCGCGACAAUUUUCAGCGUCGAACAAGGCUGUCCAGUCGGCAUCUGCUGCCGAAGUGAAGUGUGCUCGUGUGUGUGUGUGCUCGCCGGUGAAACACACGCUUCAAGCGCGAGAGAGCUUAUCCUGCAAGUGGCGUGUGUCAGUACGUCUGUGGUGGUACACGUGUAUUGUUAUUAUUAGUCGCAUAAUAACAAUAUACACGUAAGCGUAACCGCAGCUGCUCGGACGCGCUGGUCAUCUCUCUCGUGCAGUAUCGUGCAACUAAGUGGACAUCAUGCGCUGGAUUUCGGUCAUCCUGAGUCUCUUCUUGCUCGGCCUGGCAAUCGAGGCGGCGUCGGCCCAGGCCUCGGACAUCUUCAUCGACGACGAGGGCUCCGGGGUUGACGGCCAGUCGGACAAGGACGACGAAGAUGACUCCGAUGAGUUCGGAUCAGGCGCCACGACGACGGACACCGAAUCAGCGUCCGUGACCUCGGGCCCCGUGACCUCAGGCCCCGUGACCUCGGACCCCGUGACCUCGGGCCCCGUGACCUCGGGCCCCGUGACCUCGGGCCCCGUGACCUCGGGCCCCAUGACCUCGGGCCCCGUGGUGCCGUCCGAGGCCCCCACGGACGAGAACGAGCAGCCCACGUCCCCCCACGAGCAGCCCGGAUCCUCGCCCCCCCAGGGCACGGACCACGCGCAGGGGGAGGGCACGAGCGUGGAGGCAGCGACUACGCAGGCUGCAGACGCCCCGAGCCCACCGCUGGUCCCAGUCGACGGAAGCACAGAGAGCGACGUCGCCACCGCCACCACCACCACCGGCAGCUCCAGCAGCACCGUGGACGGCCACGUGGGCGGCCACGUGGGCAAAGCUCACGGCCGCAUGGGUCAGCCUGCCGUGGUGGAGGAACCGCCCAUCAUCCCCGUCCACAAAGAAGAGGUCAAGGAAGGUCAAAGGGGACCUCCCGACAUGCCGGCCACCGCAAGCGCGGCGGUGAACGACAGCCCCUUCGAGAAGACGGAGGUUCUGGCCGCGGUGAUCGCGGGGGGAGCGGUCGGCGUGGUGAUGGCGGCGCUGCUCGUCGCCUUCCUCGUCCACCGCAUCCGCAAAAAGGACACGGGCAGCUACGCGCUGGACCCCAACAAACCCCCGCAGACCAACGGAGACUACCAGAUCGCUCCCACGCAGGAGAUCUACGCCUAGACGGGGCGCCCGCACCACCACCAGCACCGCCGCCACCAAGAUCAACGACACCACCACUGCCACAAACACCAUCACCGCCAACACCACCUAGACCACCGUCACCACAAACAGCACCACCAGCACCGCCACCAA
Molecule: messenger RNA, 1414 nt
Organism: Petromyzon marinus (sea lamprey)
Lineage: Eukaryota; Metazoa; Chordata; Hyperoartia; Petromyzontiformes; Petromyzontidae
Biological process (GO): cell migration
Cellular component (GO): membrane; cell surface
Source: RefSeq, a predicted model, not a curated record